Athene cunicularia (burrowing owl) is the source of this 7755-nucleotide messenger RNA. RefSeq names its product ethanolamine kinase 1 (gene ETNK1). NCBI's taxonomy places the organism in Eukaryota, Metazoa, Chordata, Aves, Strigiformes, Strigidae. Gene Ontology annotation, molecular function: ethanolamine kinase activity. The coding region runs from base 7 to 990 and encodes 327 amino acids. The record is from RefSeq and is a predicted model, not a curated record. Gene Ontology annotation, biological process: phosphatidylethanolamine biosynthetic process. Gene Ontology annotation, cellular component: cytoplasm. The transcript is spliced from 8 exons.
UAUCUCAUGUUAUACAUGAAUGUUAUCACUACAGAACAUAACAAAUUUACAUUGCUGUUCACCGAUGGAAUCACCAAUAAAUUAAUUGGCUGCUAUGUGGGUGACAUAACAGAUGAUGUCGUUCUAGUUAGGAUCUAUGGGAAUAAGACAGAGCUCUUAGUAGAUAGAGAUGAGGAAGUGAAGAGUUUCCGUGUGUUGCAGGCCCAUGGCUGUGCACCUCAACUAUACUGUACUUUCAAUAAUGGCCUGUGCUACGAGUUCAUGCAGGGAGAAGCACUGGAUCCAGAGCAUGUAUGCAAUCCAGAUAUUUUCAGACUCAUUGCCAGACAGCUUGCUAAAAUCCAUACUAUUCAUGCACACAAUGGAUGGAUCCCGAAAUCUAAUCUGUGGCUCAAGAUGGGGAAAUACUUCUCUCUUAUACCCACAGAAUUUGCAGAUGAGGAAGUAAAUAAAAGGUUUUUAAGUGAUAUUCCAAGUCCUCAAGUUCUUCAGGAAGAGAUGGCAUGGAUGAAGGAAAGACUGUCAAAUUUAGGAUCACCAGUGGUACUCUGUCACAAUGACCUGUUGUGUAAGAAUAUUAUUUACAACAAGAAACGAGGUGAUGUGCAGUUCAUAGACUAUGAGUACUCUGGAUACAACUACCUGGCUUAUGACAUUGGAAAUCACUUCAAUGAGUUUGCAGGAGUAAAUGAGGUAGACUACAGCCUUUAUCCUAACAGAAAAUUGCAGGAACAAUGGCUGAAAUCUUACCUUGAGGCCUACAAAGAAUAUAAAGGAUUUGGCAGAGAAGUCAGUGAAAAAGAAGUUGAAGUUCUAUAUGUCCAAGUCAAUCAGUUUGCACUGGCUUCACACUUCUUUUGGGGAUUGUGGGCUCUAAUUCAAGCCAAAUAUUCCACCAUUGACUUUGAUUUUCUAGGGUAUUCAAUUGUUCGAUUUAACCAGUAUUUCAAAAUGAAGCUGGAGGUCAUGACAUUAACUCUUCCUGAGUAAUGAAGAGGAAGAAACUUAACAAGUGGAUAGACAACCCUAAAUCUUUAUUAAGAACAGAUACUGGAAAAAAGCUAAACAUUUUUUUGAGUUCUAUAAUGCUCACUUGGUUCUUGCUUUAUAAAUAAUGCCUCUAAACAGUCCUUCAAUGUUAAAUUUAAUAUGAAGAGCAUAUGUACUGCUGUUGAUAUAAAACAGAUUAGAAACUUGCUAAAUUUAUAAGUUGUAGAAAUGGCAAUUUAAUCCUUCUUUGUAAUUUAACAUAUGUUGUAUGUGAAUUAUUUAUUGUAAGUUUAACAUGAUUCCAUUGCUGCUUUCAUCAGUUUUUGUAAAAGUUGGGUGCAGACAGUGAAGUUGUUCCAAAGGAUUUGUUUAACAACUUAUUUUAUUGAAGUUGCAUUAACUUAUAUUAAAGAAAACAUGGUCAGAGAAUAUUAACCUUUUAGAUGUAUAGAAGCAAAAUGAGUAAUAAUAGACUUGUAAGAACACCAGUGUGGUGUAACUAAGGACAAAGGUUAGGAUGAUUUUUAUUUUUUCCCUCUUUUUUUAAAAAAAGAACAAGGUAGCUUUUCAUAUUAUGGUACUUUGCUUUUGUAUAAGAAUCAGCCAGCUUGCUGAAAAGCUGAUGUUUUGAUUUUUUUUUUUCUUUACUGAUGUGUUAAUCUGUAGAAAUGUGAAAUUCUGUGGCCAUCAGAUUCUUUGAGGGAUAUGUACCAUCAUCUCUAACUUCUGUGGGAAAGCUGCUUGUUUAUUAAGUGUAUUUUUAAAGCAAAAGACCACUAUUCCAAAUCUAUAUUCCUCUUUGAAACUUGAUUCUAAAUUUCAACACUAUUCUGGUGUCUAUUUGAUGUGCUUCAGCAAUAGCUAGUGGAAUGGACUAUUGAACUGAAAAUUAGUGAACAGAAAUCCUGUUGCACUGGGGAGCAAGACACUUAGGUUUACAGUUAGCAUAUUUGUUGACAUCUUUCUGCUUUGCCCUCGGGUUCUAUUCUUAAAUGCUUGGUCCUGUAAUUGCAGAUUCUGGUAUUUUUUUUUUUUUUUUUUUUCUGUGGCAGCAAAUUACUUUUCAAAGCCUCCAGUUUGAAGGAUAAUAUGGAAAAAUAUGACUUGAACAAUGGGGCUUUGAUCAUCACACACAUUUUCUUAAUUCUUAAAGCUGUUAUACCAAGAAUGGUCUGGAUUAAAAAAUGUGAAUUGAAUAGAAAAUGUUUACUUAAAACAAUGUAUAAGUUUGUAUGGAAAAGAGGCUUUAAAUAUGAAAGGGGCUGGGGGUGGGAUGGGGGAAGGGGAAAAAAACCCACAACAAAACUAAAAACCAACAAUGCAGUGUGGAGUUGGGCAGACAUGUGCUCAACUCUGCUUAUACUCUGAAAAACUUUGCACUUUGGUCACAUAAGUGCCCACAUGUACAAAGUCUGUGUGUGUGCAUAUACACAUGUGAACACAAGCUUACCUGAAGAGUAAAUAUUAUGGGGAGUCUGUUGUACAGACUCCAGCAAAUAUAAUUAUUCAAAACUGCUUUAUGGCACACUACUGUGUGUAUGUGUGUAUACAUAUGUACACAUAUAUAUACAUAUGUGCUUUACAAAAGCUUGGAUUGAUUUAGGACAAAAAAAUUUAUGUGAGAAAUUUUCACCUUUUGAAGACCAUUUUGAAUGGCAUUCUGUUAUUUUACAAAAGCAAGGCUUGGGAUUUUUUUUCCCCUUGUUUUUAUUCAUCUCUGAAUGUUUCCAAUUUUAUUUUAUUUCCUUCAGUGAAAACCUUAAUCUUAAUACAAAUGGGACAACUGGGAUUUUUUUGUAACUUGAAACUAGGUAUCCAUUUUCGUUAGCAUUUGUUAGCUGGAGGCUAUUAUACUGGACAGAUUUUCUUUGUAGUUAAAUAGAAACAAAUAGCUGAAGUAGACAUAUUUUCCUUUGUAGCAGUUAUCAAGGAUGUUGCUAGAGCUCAUGAAAGCACUGAAGACUUUAAUUUUGCCUGUUUUCUCUCUGUUGACAUUACUGACAUGUGUUGAAUAAUACCCUGCUGUCUUGGUGUAGUCCCUUUAAGUUCAGCAAGAUCUGCUUGGAAGCAAGAUUGAUAAAAUUUUUUGAAAUCUUACCACUAUUUUCUUCAAGAGGUGGCUUUAUUUCUGUCAGUGUUGCUUUUGUAUUUGUGAAAUAUUUGAAAAAGACUCUGAAGUUCACUUUGGUCUUGGGAAAUCUAACACUUGACAGAUCCUAACUUUACCAACAGUUAGCAAAACCCAUUCUUUUUUUCAGGUACCAGUAUGAAGUUUGGAGUUAGUGUAAAUUUUUCAGUAGUAUUUUUGUUUGUAUAGCUCAAGUAGCAAUAACUGUAGGAGUGGAAGUUUGCUUCUGCAGAACUGAAGCUCUUCAUGAGUGCAGCUCAAUCUCAUUCGUGUGGAUUGAAGUUCCACUGAGUCUCGUAAAAGCACUUUGAAGCAGAUAGUAAAUACUGCAAGCUUUUCCUGAGCCACUUCGAAGAAGCACAAGGAUUAUCGCAGGUUACAGUGGCUGACUUUGCAGUACUGGUAGAGGCUUUCAUUUUGCAUGUUGAAAUUCAUUUUACACACUUAAAUGCUGCUUUGCAUCAGCUUUCUUUCAAGACAAGUGCAGAUUAAAACAAAUCCUGAUAAGUUCUGAGGAAAUACUGUAAAACACUUUCCAAAAUAAAAUGCCAGUUACCUUGAGCCUUGUUCCACAUCCGUUUGAGCCAGUGAUGUUCUCACUUGCUAAGGAAUAUCUACCGACAUGUUAAGUUUGAAGCAGUAAUUUGCAAUAGCAUUCAUUGCAGAUUAUAAGGGAGCUUGAAACUGUGAAUACAGGACAUUCUGAAUGUAAGUUAGGUACUAGAGCACUGAAGUAGAGAACAUGUACUUGUUUCAAUUAAUUUAUUUCAGUCUCUACUGGCAGUGUUAAGAUGAAGGACAAUAAAUGAGCUCUAGAAACAUCCUGUAGUAGUUUUGACUGUAACUUGCCAAGAAGAUAUUCUGUUGCCUUUAUGUUAAGCUAAGGGCAUGAAUGCCAAAAUUAAUAACUCUGUAGUUAAACCUAUAUUGUAAAUAUAAAGAGGGUUAUUAGUAAUGGCAUUCUUGCAUGAAUAGCAUCAAGUCAGUAGACCAUAGUGGCCUGGUUGCUUUUGUAAAGCAGAAUAGUGUGAAUUUUUCUUCUCACUUCUGCAGUCAGAUCUGGCUAAGUCAUGUCUAAUUUCUUAGGUCACCUAAGCAUUAGAGAUUUCUGAAUGAUAACUAGUCUUUUGUCCAUAAUUUUAAAUUCCUUCAUUUCUACUUCUUUAAUUUGCAUUUUAAAGGACUCACCCAAUUUGCAUUAACCAGGUCUGACUGUAUAUGUAUAUAAAACAGUGUAAAUAACCAUUUGUAAAUUAGUGUGAAUUGUACUGUAUCUUGCAUUUAUGGACUUGUGUAUUGCAUUGUAUUCUCUCCUAUUUUGUAGAAACCUUGAUGUAAAGAAGAAAUCUAACUCUGUGUGCAGACUUCUUUUAUUAAAUUGACCUGUAACAGAGCAUAAUAGUUUUAUGUUAAGGUACCCAUUUAUAGCCUUGGGCAUCCAGCAUCUUUUUCUCCCUUUAGCUUUUUUGGCAUCUUGCUCUUGGGAAUGAUUCUGGGAAUAAAGGAGUACUAAGAUGAAGAGAAAGUCUAUACUAAUAAUAGGACUGACUGUGUGUCAGAGGUACCUGUAGUACCUGUUGUAUAGGAAAGCUGUUAAAAUUGUUUACUUAAAUUUAAAAAAAUUUCCUAUACAUUCUUGAAUGAUGGUAGCUCCUUAACAUAAGCAUGUUGAAUUGAAGUACUCGUAACAGUGUGUGCUCCCAUGGUGACACCAAUUGAGUUAGUUGUGAUAGAAGUCCCCUGACUUAAAUGUUUUUUGUGUAUAUAGCCUUAUACUAGGAUUAGAUGAUAUCAUUUAAAUGACUAUAAUAAAUGCCCAAAGCACUAAAAUAGUUCUGCCAGUCAUUUUCCUAUUUGUAGCCCCUUUAGACUAUUUGAAACUUACCUGAGGUGUUUUUCCUGUGUGCCAUUCCCUCCACCUCCUCUCUGUGCCCACAACUGUACUUCAUCAGGGGAAACAUGAAUAUAAAAACUUCCUUUCCAUAUUUAAUUAUUACUGUUUCCAGCGUUGUUUUGUCACUACAUGACUUUUCAACAGAAUUUUUGUGUGUAAGAAGUCCCUUUCUGAAGAGGCCUUUAAUCUUGGAAGCAUAGAUGUUUUCCCCAAAUGCUCGACUAUAUUUCAUUACUAUUGCCUUUCACUGUCUGUUUUGAGCUCCAUAGUGUCCUUCAAGCUGUUAGUUUAUUCUUGUCACUGCUGUGUUUAAUAACUGUUGGAAAAUGCUAGUGUGCUAAUCUCAUUGUCCAUCUGACAAAUCAAUCUUGAUAUAGUUUGUACAUCCUGUCAGCUUCACCUUCACCAGGUGAAAGGUAUGCAUGCUUAUCAGCAUUGGCACUGAAAGUUACUGGGGUCCUGGGAAUUGAGCUUAUCAAAGAAGUGUUAGUCAAAAGGCUCGGUAAAUACCGGUAAAAGGAAAUCGUUCACAUGGAAACUCAAGCUUAAGCUUUGGAUAUGCUUAGUUACUUGAAUGGUUUAAGGACAAGAGCAGACUGUAAAGGGUAAAGUUUGUUUCAAAAUGUAGUUCAGUUUUUUUAAGUCUUUGGUAGCUAAUAAAAGCUUACAAAAUAUUCUGUUACUCCUACUGAAAGAAAAAUCAAAUUUGGGUAACUUUCUGAUUAAACAAAACUUUGUUCUAUAACCCAAUGGAAUAUAAUCUCUUAUUUGGGGGAGUCCUUACUGUAGCUUGCAGGGGAGAUUGACCACAUUUUACCUGUCUGCAUUUAAGGUGGCUGUCUAUUCUUGAUUUGUUCUAAUGUUUUUGUAUUGUUUAGUGUUCUUGGAUGCCUUAUAAAGUUUACUAGAUUACUAAACUACUGGAAUUAGCUAUUGUCUCCUAUCAUCUCUUCCACACCAUGCAGGUUAUUAAUUAUAGUAGAAGAGAAUGCAUUUGAUCAGACCUUGAGGUAAUGCGGGGCUGAUGUUGAGCAGUCCUGCAGCUGAUUCUUUUUUCCUUCUUUUUAUUACUGUGGGCUGCAAGCUCAUUGUUUUCAUUAGUUGUGAAAGACAUAAAAAGCCAUGACCUUUAAUCUUCUGCAAGGCAGGUGUUCUCUUAGCCAACCACACAACUUUUAAGAAAGUGGCUUUCAGCAGUUAGAAACCACACAUCCAGAUGUGACAUGUCAGAAGAAACCAAACUUUGUGGUGUUUAGACCUCCGGAGUGGAAAGGAAAAUGUGUGAAACAUUUGCAUGUGCCAGUUGUAUGGAGGUGCUCUGUCAAAACGAUGUACUGAGACACUAGCAAAAGCAUUGUUUGGUUGGUUAUUUUUUUAAAGUGACUUUUUCAGUCAUCUGAUCUGUAGAAAUUAAGUUCUUGUGAUUAGGAAACAAUUCAGCCUGGGGGAAGGAAGAAGCAUUCCAAAAGAUUAUUAAAAAAAACCCCUAUGCAGUUGAUUAAUUUUCAACACUUAAGUGUGUGUUGGGCUUUUCUGUGUAUUUAAUAGUGUAGGUGGUAGUCUGUACCAAGUUCUCUUAAUAAACUUUUAUUAUUGUGAAAUGUCAAAAAACUGACUGGAAUGGCUCUGAAGUCUAUUGUGAUUAUAGAACAGGUGACCAGAUUUCACCAGAUUACCAAACUUCUGGUUCAGGACUUUGCAUUAGCUGUUCCUAUAGCCUUCCAAAUUUGUGCUGAUGUCUCAGGUUCCCUAUGGUGUGGAACUUUAUGGAGUUCCCAAAUAUGUUUGAUUUGAUGUUUGUAGAGGGCUGACACACAGAAAACUUGGUGAAAAUCAGAAGCUCUAUAAACAUUUAGAAAGCAAAUUACUUGAACUCUAACAAGCUUCAAAAAUAAAUGCUGAAAUAACUUCAGAUACUGCACCAGCCUAUUUUUGAGGUAUUGAAGCUGUGUUUUUUUCUAUGCUGUGGGUUUUUUCUCCACAUAGAUCCAUUCAAAACACAAGAUGAAAGAGACCAUGGAAGAGAAACAAGAAAAAUGUUGUAUACAAUGCCAUAAAAUGCAGUGUGAACUGGAAAAAAGUAUAUGUUUGUAAGCUUUUGAUAGUGGUAAUUCUUAAGCGUUAUCAAAAAAAUGGUAGGUGUCAAGUCUUCAGCGUGUAAAUUAUUUUUUUUUGGUAGAAAUGUUCCUUUUAACAUUUUGUAUAUCAGAUGCAGUCUGUGGUAGUUAAUAAUGCUGCUUUGUACACAGGUGCUUUUGAAUAGUCUCAGCACUGCAAGUGUAUCCAGUCUUUCUUAAAUAUGAUUUAGAUUCAUUGGUUCUGUGUCAAGCCUCUCAAUCCAGCUAUCUAAAACCCUUUAAAUACCUACAGAAACAGGGCCAUAGCAUAUUAGGGAUAUAUUCUAUUUUGCGUGGUUUUUUUGUUGCUGCAUAUUUUUCAGUGUUCUUUUAAACACAAAUCCAUUUAUGUCCUGUGAAUAAAAUAAGUUCAAUUUACAAAUAAGCCUUUGUCACCUUCCAGCACUGUCAUCCCUCAGAAAGUCCCCAUGACCCUUCUUGUAUGUUGUGGAGUUUAGAUGCAUCAUUUAUCCACUGGAGUGAAUUGUAAAUCUUUUCAAGUAAAUGUUAUUGGAGCUAUUAUAAGGCCUUCUACCCUUGAUUAAAUGAAGUAAUGUACCUUUCAAAGAGAUUUAUAUUGUGUAAAUAAUUUCAAACUCCAACAAUAAAGUUUGUUUCUAACUGCA